Molecule: messenger RNA, 334 nt
Organism: Trichomonas vaginalis G3
Lineage: Eukaryota; Parabasalia; Trichomonadida; Trichomonadidae
Product: organellar and viral DNA polymerase type B
Exons: 1
Source: RefSeq, a predicted model, not a curated record
AUGUAUCGGAAGUUGUCUAAGUUAGAACACUCAGAAAUAAAACAACUUCUUACAGAAGCUAAUAUAGAUGUUGCAAAGCAUUACGCAACAAACAAAAAAGCACUCGCUGACUUCAUUAAAGACUAUAAUGGUGCAAUAAGUUAUGAUAGAAUUCAUGAGUUCAUAAAGCCGCAACGCGGCGAGGACGAAGUCCAUGCAAGAGCAUUUCCUUUAAAUGACAUUGCUAUUGACUUAUAUCAUAGACGUUCAGUACCUCAUGAAGUAAGAAGAGAAAUGUUUGACAUAACAAAUGCAAACGUUGGUGAAACAAGAAGAAGAGACGACACACUGAAAC